Messenger RNA from Panicum virgatum (switchgrass), 984 nucleotides. RefSeq lists its product as uncharacterized. The coding region runs from base 101 to 691 and encodes 196 amino acids. The transcript is spliced from 4 exons. Lineage: Eukaryota; Viridiplantae; Streptophyta; Magnoliopsida; Poales; Poaceae. The record is from RefSeq and is a predicted model, not a curated record.
CCAGCUCACCACACCGUCAGCCGCUAUUGAUCACCCACCCCUCUCCCUCCCACUCCCAGCCUCCUGCCCACGGCCGUGCUCCACAGCCACCGACGCCGGAAUGAAGGGCGUGCCCGCCGCCGCCAACGCCGCGGCGGCCCCGGUGCCGGCGACAAAGAUCUCCAUGCCGGCUUCCGCGGCGGGCGGCGCGGAGGCGGCGCUCCCGGGCAAGGGGCGGUACAAGGUCUGGGCGUUGGCCGCCAUCGCGCUGCUCGCGCUCUGGUCCAUGUCCGCCGCCUCCGUCUCGCUCCGCUGGUCCUCCUCGGGCGACCUCGCCUCCGUCUACAGGGACCUGGACGUCCCGCUCGGCGACGACCUCGACUCCCUCGAAACUCAUGUGGUGGGUCAGGAAAGUCAUGUGGCGGGUCAACCAAGUCCUGUGGAGAUGGAGGAGAGGGAAAAAUUAGUGGGUCGAAUGUGGGACAUGUACACACGCAUCAGUGAUGAGGUACGGCUUCCACGGUUCUGGCAGGAGGCGUUUGAGGCUGCAUAUGAGGAACUUGCUGGUUAUGAUACGCAGGUCCGUGAUGCAGCUGUCGCUGAGAUUGCCCGAAUGUCAGCUCACAAACUUGAGCUUGAGCAGAUAGUGAAUGAGAAUGAGGAAGAGAAUGCAGCAAGCAACAGAGGUGGUAGCCGGUCGAUGGGGAAGUAGUAGUUUCGCAAAUAUCUGCUGACUAAGAUCCCCAGCACCUGAAAUUUGGGGUUUAGACAUGGUUAAUAGUUACAUUGGUUGUUCACUGGAUCUGUACCAGAUACUGCGAAAAGGGUUCAUUUCUGGCACUGUGUAACGUUAGUUACUGGCGCUUAUGUCUUGUGCCAGGUAGAGCAGAAAGGCUUGUCAUUGUUGUAAAGUAACCUUCCCAGUGAAGAUACUCCCGCGUAUUAUCAGGCUCCCUUGACCACGGCUUAUGCUGCUUCUAUGAUUAUUCAAUUUGUGUUCAUUGA